This is a messenger RNA of Bipolaris maydis ATCC 48331, 1609 nucleotides long. RefSeq lists its product as uncharacterized. The record is from RefSeq and is a predicted model, not a curated record. Lineage: Eukaryota; Fungi; Ascomycota; Dothideomycetes; Pleosporales; Pleosporaceae.
AUGCGCUCUUUAAUAGCUCCAUUCUUUUUGUCCUUUGCGAUAACGAUUUCCGCCACUGAACAGUGCGAUCUGGUUUUGGACGUUGUGCAAGUCUUGCAAGCCGUUCCUAAUGCUCCAGAAUUCUGCUCGACAUUGCUCCCAACCUCCACUGCAACCACUACUUCCAUCGCUAUAGAAACUGUAACAGAGAUCAGUUCUAUUGAGAAAACAGAGACAAGCACAAACACGGAGACGAUCACUGAGACAGAGACAACUAUUACUGGUUCCACAACUAGCACUGCUGAUGCUAUUUUAGUGACCAGCACUGGAACCGUCACUGUUCAAGCAUGCCGUCCAACCAUUACUCUGGGAAAACGAAAUGCUGCACAAGAAACAGCCUCCACUAGCAAGACGUGCACUAAGAACGAGUCUUCGAGCACUAUAGAUGAUCAUCCCAUACAGCCUACUAGCACUGUCGAAACCCCGACAAUAAGCACAAGCACUACCAUCUGUUCGAGCACUAUCCCUGGAUCCUACGUAACUUUGAGUUCUUAUCCCACUGUUUCUUCAACUUUUGAGUAUCGUUAUAUAGUUGCUUCAAGCAUCGUUCAACCGCAUGAAACAGUUACCCCGAGCAGUAUUCAGCAAUACUCUGCAGUCGAUUCCAGCAUCUAUCAGCCGUAUUCUACUGUUCAAUCAACCUCCACGAUAACGUCCUCGAUGGAACGAAGCACCCCAACUCCUCUGGUGUCAUGCGCAGAAGCGCCGGCAGAACUACAGCAAUUUGAAUGUGAAAGAAUCACUCGGGCAUGCGGUUGCCUUUCUCCCGAAAGUUCUACGAUCACCCAGAUUGUAUACAGCUCAGUCACUGUUGUCGAACAGUCGACAAGCACGCUCGUGACUAACAUUGUAACCACCGAGACUGCUACAUCUACACAAUCGAUCGACGCAACGGAACACUACACUCCAACAUCAACCGUUGUCACCAUGGUUACUGAAACAGCGCCCGCCCCUGAUUUCAACAACGACCGGAACAACUGUGGAACAUGCGAUAACGUGUGUCUUCAAGACGACAUUUGCUCCCUUGGUAGGUGCACCCCUGCUCAAGCCGUGACCAACCCCGGCUUCGAAGAUUCUAGCACAGCUCCGUGGAUUCUCUUUCCUGGAGGCUACGAGAUUUUCAACACAGGCAACCCCCAAUACGGCUUAAAAACACCUCGUAUUGCGCGCGAGCGGGGACUGUUUGCGAGCAUUCGUCAGAUACCUACAAUCCUUCCAGGCAACUAUUUAAUUGAGUUCAGCAUUAAGGUAGAAGGCCCCGACCCAUCCAAAUGUCUUGUUAUAUUGACAGGUAUUGCUCAAAUGGAAUAUGGGGGUGCACCCAACUCAGAUUGGAACACUUAUUCGUAUACAUUGGCUAGUGCGGGUAGCAAUAACCAGUUCAUCCGCAUUGUUGUCAGUUGCGCAUCAACACCCCAGAGUGGAUAUGUUUACUUUGACAAUAUCACUGUUAAGUCAAUUUCAUAGAAGCGGAUAAUUGGUAUUUUCGUAAGACAUAAUGUAUAAUUAAUUAUUAACGGAAGCUAUCGUUGUGAUACAUACUUAGCUUAGCUCUGUUGGAAACCUUGGU